AUGGGGCUAUGUAAAUGUCCUAAACGAAAAGUGACUAAUUUAUUCUGUUACGAACACCGAGUGAACGUUUGCGAGUUUUGUUUAGUGGAUAAUCAUCCAAAUUGUGUUGUUCAAAGUUAUCUCAACUGGUUAACAGAUUCUGAUUAUGAUCCAAACUGUCAAUUAUGUCAGCAGCCUUUACAAGAAGGAGAAACUAUACGUUUAAACUGUCUACAUCUCCUCCAUUGGAGAUGUUUCGACGACUGGGCUGCCGGUUUUCCUGCAACAACGGCCCCAGCAGGAUAUCGAUGCCCAUGUUGCAACAAAGAAGUGUUUCCGCCAAUUAAUGAAAUUUCUCCACUCAUUGAAAAAUUACGAGAGCAACUAAAACAGUCGAACUGGGCACGUGCCGCCCUUGGCCUUCCAGUGCUUCCGGAACUCGCACGUCCUGUAACUGUACCGAAACAAGUUUAUAAUCCGCCAACACUGCCAAAUAACGUUUCACAAAAUCCAUCGUUUAAUCGCUCAUCAACGCCGGCAACUCAUUUAGAAAUGGAAGACCUUUCUGGUUAUUCUGCUUCAAAUGCUGAUGUCACAUUUGCGAGAAAGAAAAACGCAGCAUACAAUCAAGAGUCGGACACUCAACCGCUAAUUGAAAAUGAUCGUGAUGAUGAAUCUAACAAGUAUAAAAGGCGCCCGGUUGGAGAAUGGGCAAAAGGAUUGUGGAAGGCGAAAUAUGGUUCAAAUGUUCCUCAGGACCGACUAUCUGGAAGGAAGAAAAUUCUCUUCAUUAUAUUCUUAGCUUUUAUUGUGCUUUUAACGCUAUUCAUAGUGUUGAAACGUGCGGGUAUUUCUGGAGAGAACGAUCCUAUGUUUGAUCCAAUGGCGAAUCCAAACAUUCGUGUUGCACUAGAGGACUCAAGACUUGCACAUAUAUAA
Messenger RNA from Caenorhabditis bovis, 918 nucleotides. NCBI's taxonomy places the organism in Eukaryota, Metazoa, Nematoda, Chromadorea, Rhabditida, Rhabditidae. The record is from the annotation of a GenBank genome assembly.